Molecule: messenger RNA, 1173 nt
Organism: Haemonchus placei
Lineage: Eukaryota; Metazoa; Nematoda; Chromadorea; Rhabditida; Trichostrongylidae
Source: the annotation of a GenBank genome assembly
AUGUUUCCGACUGCUCAAACUGACUUCGGCUUAAAUAUGCUACGGCAUGCACCGUCCAGCGUCUCUUUGGUGAUGUCGCCGAUCUCUGUGAUUUACGCUUUAAUCAUGCUCCAUGCCGGGUCGAAGGGAACCACGAUGACUGAAAUUAAUUCAGCCAUUUCAAGGGGUCAGGAGCGUAGUCUGACCUUUCCAGGCUUGGGUAAUAUAUAUGUGUGUCAUCGAAUGUUUUCAGAAUCAACAAAUAUGGAGGGAUAUUAUGCAGUGCAAAGGUAUUACUCAGAGCUUCUUGAUCAAAUCAUGAACUCAACAAAUGGCGUGAAGAGCAGGAUAAAUAAUAGUUUUUACCUGAAUGAGAAAUACGAUAUCUUGCCCAACUAUGAGCAAACCCUGAGAACUGCGUACAAAACAAAAAUUGAACGUGUGGAUUUUGAAGAUGCAGAUGAAGCUGCAAAGCAUUUUGAUGAUGCCAUAGCGAAGAUGACUGAGGGAAAAAUUCGCAACAUGCUAAACGAAGAGAAUGUUGAAAAAAAGUUCGCCUUGGAUGUCAAUGCAAAUUAUUUUACGGCUGAAUGGAAGUUCAAGUUUGACAAGAGCUCAAAUUCGAAGGGAACAUUCUAUAGCUCCGGCGGCAACAAACACGAGGUUGUAUACAUGAAUGCUUUCAAUCAGGAGAGGCUUCACGCUGAAGACGACGAUGUUCAAGUUCUUUCUCUUCCUUAUUUGGAUACCUCGUUUGCCCUAAAUAUCUUCUUGCCAAAAAACGGAUUUGGAUUGCACGAAGUUCGAGCGAGACUCACCGGAGAAAGAGUUCAGAGCCUUCUCUCGAAGCUGGAAAAAACCAACAUAUCGGUAACAAUACCGAAGAUGAAGAUUGAGGCAUACUUAAAUCUAGAGGAGGUAAUGAAACGCAUGGGUGUUAUUAAGGCGUCCAGUAGCAACGCUGACCUGACCGAUAUCAAUAGACAAAUUAAGCUCAGAGCCUUCGGUCCUGCUCAUAGAGCCAUAAUUGAGGUUGAUGAGGACGGGACUACAGCAGCAGCUGCUACAUACUUCAAGAGGUUUAAGUCAAAGUCUGUCAUUGUGGGAGGAAGGAGAAAGUUUGAUGCCGUUCAUCCGUUUUUAUUCGUCAUUACCAAGAAUAACAUUCCUUUGUUCAUGGGUCAAUUUGUGUGA